Gastrolobium bilobum is the source of this 1153-nucleotide messenger RNA. Its product is annotated as eukaryotic translation initiation factor NCBP. Bases 84 to 809 code for a protein of 241 amino acids. Gene Ontology annotation, molecular function: RNA 7-methylguanosine cap binding; translation initiation factor activity. Gene Ontology annotation, cellular component: cytoplasm; eukaryotic translation initiation factor 4F complex. The transcript has 6 exons. Gene Ontology annotation, biological process: translational initiation. NCBI's taxonomy places the organism in Eukaryota, Viridiplantae, Streptophyta, Magnoliopsida, Fabales, Fabaceae. The record is from RefSeq and is a predicted model, not a curated record.
GCAGACAAACCCAUUUCUCUAUGACUGUGAUUUGAAUCUGAACACCGAACGCCAAAAGGGAAUUAGGGUUUUAGGAAUCAACAAUGGAUUUGACAACGGAGAAGAAGGAAUUAGAGAGCAACAACAACAAUAGCAACAAUAGCAGCAAUAACCCCGAAAGUGCCCAUCAAAUUGUAGAUUCUUCUUCUCAAUUGGCACCUGAUGCUAACAAUAACUCUAACAAAGAAGCCGAAGAGCGACAAGCUCGUGAACUCAAAGCUGGUCUUCACCCACUAAAGCAUAAAUUUGUAUUUUGGUACACGCGUCGAGCACCUGGAGUUCGAAAUCAAACAUCAUACGAGGACAACAUAAAGAAAAUUGUUGAUUUCAGUACGGUUGAAGGAUUUUGGGUCUGCUAUUGCCAUCUUGCUCGCCCUUCUUCUUUGCCUAGUCCAACAGAUUUGCACCUUUUUAAAGAAGGGAUUCGUCCAUUAUGGGAGGACUCUGCGAACUGCAAUGGUGGGAAAUGGAUUAUACGAUUCAAGAAGGUUGUCUCAGGUCGUUUUUGGGAGGACCUGGUUCUUGCCUUAGUCGGUGACCAAUUGGAUUAUGGAAGUAACAUAUGUGGUGCAGUAUUAAGCAUUCGUUUCAAUGAGGAUAUAUUGAGUGUCUGGAAUCGCAAUGCAUCUGAUCAUCAGGCUGUAAUGGCUCUAAGAGAUUCAAUUAAACGUCACUUAAAGCUUCCUCACAGCUACGUUAUGGAGUACAAGCCCCAUGACGCCUCUCUGCGAGACAAUUCAUCUUACAGGAACACUUGGUUGAGAGGCUAGAGAUACAACUGUGUUGUUCAUGCUGGCACAGCUUUCACUCAGCCAGUUAAUCAUUGGCUUCAGUCUUAUGAUGGUGUUGGGGUGUUCCAGUGCUGGUUUCUGUCUUUUGAAUUCAUGUAUGACAGCAACAUUGUGACUGAUUUUAGUAGUUUUAUUUGGUUACUUAAAGGUUCACUCUCUAAUUUUGUGUAAUGUCUUGCUCCGUUGUUGUAAAUAAAGUUGCUCGUUUUGUCGCUUUUCACCUAGCUGAAGGAGAGAAGCAUGACUUUUCAUUCAGAUGAUAGAUUACACUUGUAGCACAUUUUGACAAAAAGGGCAUUAAUCCAUGAAAGUGGAGACGUAUU